Hyaloscypha bicolor E is the source of this 404-nucleotide messenger RNA. RefSeq lists its product as uncharacterized. The transcript has a single exon. NCBI's taxonomy places the organism in Eukaryota, Fungi, Ascomycota, Leotiomycetes, Helotiales, Hyaloscyphaceae. Bases 122 to 361 code for a protein of 79 amino acids. The record is from RefSeq and is a predicted model, not a curated record.
UCAUUCCUGAUACAUUAGGACAUCGAUUCAUAUUUCACAUCACAUGCAAAAUACACAAGUUAUUUUUGAGUUGUGACUGCUUUCAUUCCUAUCAUAACCCAAUAACCCUAAAGGUUGAUUGAUGCGAGAUCUAUCUCCUCUGUGCUGUCCUCCCAAAUCCCAAAUCCCAUCCAUAAAGCAAGUAUCCCUCAAAAAGAAGUACAUGUCCAUCCCCGGAGUAAAAGCAUCCCCGUCGAGAUUCCCUAAUGUAUCAUCAAUCAUAUUCGUUCUGUCUGAUUUCCGCCUCUCCUCAACGAAUUAUCUCCCCCCUCUUCGUGAAAACGAGAAGAAUGGACGCGAGAAAGGAGAUGAUGAAGAGUAAAUAACGCCAUGCUAAUAUCACAAUGUUUUCGUAUUCAAUGCCU